GCUCCAGUCAAAAUGGCCAAGUACAGACUCAUCCUGCUGAGACAUGGUGAAGGGGCUUGGAACAAAGAGAAUCGAUUCUGUAGCUGGGUUGACCAGAAACUGAGCUCUGAUGGGGUGAAGGAAGCUCAGAUCUGUGGGAGGCACCUCAAAAUGCUUGGUUUUGAGUUCGACCUUGUGUUUACCUCCAUCCUUAGCCGCUCUAUUCAGACUGCAUGGCUUGUGCUGGAGGAGAUGGGGCAGGAGUGGGUCCCCACUGAAUCUUCCUGGAGGCUGAACGAACGACACUACGGGGCACUGAUUGGCCUCAACAGGACAGAGAUGGCUUUGAACCAUGGUGAGGAGCAAGUGAAAAGGUGGAGGAGGAGCUACGACGUCACCCCACCGCCCAUCACUGAGGUUCACCCUUACUAUCAUGAAAUAUAUAGUGAUCGCAGAUAUAAGUACUGUGAUAUACCAAUGGAGAAGCUUCCUAAGUCUGAGAGUUUAAAAGAAGUGUUGGAUAGACUGCUUCCUUACUGGAAUGAGAGGAUAGCGCCGGAAGUCAAGAGAGGCAAGACUGUGUUAAUUUCUGCCCAUGGGAACAGCACAAGGGCUCUUCUGAAGCAUCUGGAAGGUAUCUCUGAUGAGGCUAUAGUCAACGUGACUCUUCCCACUGGUGUCCCAGUUCUCCUUGAACUUGAUGAAAAUCUGCAACCGCUUGGCCAGCACCGGUUUCUUGGUGACCAAGAAGCCAUACAAGCGGCCAUCAAGAAAGUGGAAGAUCAAGGGAAGGCCAAGCUGAUGGCUGAGAAAUAAAGACCACCUUACAAAUGCGUUGCCCAUAACUCUCAUGUUGUGCAGCAAAAUAUGGCACUUUGUGUUUUGUACUAUGCCUACUUGCUUAGCUUUCUAUUCUCAUUGUUAGACAAGGGCUGUUGGAUUUCAGAUUCUGGUAUGAGGCCUAAUGGCAAGUGAAUUGAUUAGGCUUUAGCUAGAACAACAAAAUGCAUUUUCUUCAACUUUUCAUAGGAGAGAAGCCUUGUGUGAGAACCAGGUUUCUGCAAAUCAGUGACAGAUAUCACUGUGAUAAAUGGAGAAAAACGUUCUGAUUUAAUACUGGCUCAUAGGAGGAUUAUUAAGGACUGAAGAUCACAAAUAGUAAACCUUCCCACGGAUGGUUCACUCAAAGUCUUAACGUGGACUUUUAUUUUGCGUCAUUGGAUGGCCUCUUGCAUCGGAUAACCUAUUUGUUAGGACCCGCUUUUGUUGUAUAACUGAUAUUCAACUAAUUUUGAAUAAAGCCCUUAUUUUUAUUCU
Molecule: messenger RNA, 1296 nt
Organism: Candoia aspera
Lineage: Eukaryota; Metazoa; Chordata; Lepidosauria; Squamata; Candoiidae
Gene: BPGM
Product: bisphosphoglycerate mutase
Exons: 2
Coding region: 13-795 (260 amino acids)
Biological process (GO): glycolytic process
Molecular function (GO): intramolecular phosphotransferase activity
Source: RefSeq, a predicted model, not a curated record